Cuculus canorus (common cuckoo) is the source of this 4738-nucleotide messenger RNA. Its product is annotated as trichohyalin-like. The transcript has 10 exons. NCBI's taxonomy places the organism in Eukaryota, Metazoa, Chordata, Aves, Cuculiformes, Cuculidae. Bases 1881 to 3731 code for a protein of 616 amino acids. The record is from RefSeq and is a predicted model, not a curated record.
UUUCUUCUCCUCUUUGUCCUCUUCUUCUUCCUCAUCCUCUUCUUUUUCUCCUCCUCUUCAUCCUCCUCCUCUUCUUCCUCCACCUCUUUUUCUCCUCCUCUUCUUCCUCCUCCUCUUUUUCUCCUCUUUCUCCUCUUCUUCAUAUUCCUCCUCUUCCUCCUUCCUUGUCACACUAAAGCUGGCCCAGCUGCCUGGCUUGGUGAUGGAUCACAGCAGCAGCAGCAGCCUGGAUUCCGUCCGAGAGGUUUGAGGAUGGGAUGGAUGCUGCAGUCGGCUGAGCUGCAGAGCCGGGCUGGCAGCCAGCACAUCUUUUCCCUGGCAUAGUCCUAGAGUCAGAGGAAACCUGCCAGCUUCUAACACACAACAACCUUUGUGCCUUCUGGGAGAUUUGAGUGGUUGUGAAAGAAAGAAGCUAGAAAUAAUGGAGAAAGUAGCUGAACAAUCGGAGGGGCCCUUUCAAGCCAUCGGACCCCCCCAGACCGCUUCUGAAAAGGUAUAACACUGGUAGAAGAUUAGUGUGUACUAAUUAGUUCCUCCUGAUGAAGACAUCUCACAAAGUAGAAGUGGGGAGGAAUUCUGUGACCCUCUGGAAAGGUAACUGUGUUUUCCUGACAGCUCAAGAACAAAGAAGUCUGUGGACAAGGUUUAAAACAGUUCGCCAUCUCUGUGACAGGCUAUACCUGACGUCCUGAGCUCGCAUAUCCCCCCUUCUGGUUGUAUGUUACUUUUACCUUAACUCUCUGCUUGUGAGGAAAGAGGGCACUUCAUAGAAUCAUAGAAUGGUUUGGGUUGGAAGGGACCUUAAAGCGCAUCCAGUUCCAACCCCCCUGCCACAGGCAGGGACACCUCCUACCAGACCAGGCUGCUCAAAGCCUCAUCCAAUCUGGCCUUGAACACCUCCAGGGAUGGGGCAGCCACAGCUUCCCUGGGCAACCUGUGCCAGUGUCUCACCACUCUCAUGGUGAAGAAAUUCUUCCUAUUGUCUAAUCUAAAUCUGCCCCUCUCCAGUUUAUACCCAUUCCCCCUCAUCCUAUCACCACAAGCCUUUAUGAAUAGUCCCUUUCCAGCUUGUCCUUAUAGUUAAGGGUUUUAAGUUCCCUGCUCUUCUGAGUCUUGUAACUGCCCAAGUGCAUUUUCAGGAACAGUUUACAGUGAAUAGCAGCAAACUAUUCAACCAUUGUUUUUACUUAGCAAACAACUAAUGCAACUUGAUCUUUUCCCAUGAAAGCUGAACGCUUUAGUAUAACCUUCAUAGUUUUGUUGUCAGCUCCAGCUCCCAGCUCCCCUUGCAUUUUGUCUUUCGCCCUUCUCAUAGUCCCUGCCAUAUUGUCCCCUCUGUCAUUGUUCUCAUGCAUUUCAUGUUUUCCAUCCUGCUCAGGCCAGAUGGCUCCACCCCUACCUUUGACCAGCAAAGGCAGCUUUGUCUUCCUAGUCUCAAUCCGCAACUUCUUCAUUCUUCCUUGACUACUGCUCCUUUUAUUGCCCUUACAGCUCUCUGUUGCUUGGAGAGUUUGGAUGGCUGCGUCACAAGCCGCGGACAAGAAGCCGCAAUGCACAUGUGACUACUGGCUGCCCAUGGCUACUGUUGGAGAGCCGGGGGCAGACUGACCAGGAGGAAGCCGGGAGGGCUGAUAAUAUCUCUGCAUUGCUUCUUGGAAUUGGAGAGGCAGCUCCAGAACCCCCACCCUGCCUCCAUUCUGCUGCCUGUCCCCAAGCUGUGCCUUGCCCUCAGAAAUUGGUGUAUUUUCCAGAUAAGCUUCGUGUCCACUUCACAUGUCCAGUGUUGCCACACAGCUAAUAAAUAUCCCUGUGGCUUUCUGCUGCCAAGAUGUCCAGUAACACACUUUCCUGUUUGCACAUGGAACCCAGAUUCCCUUUGUAUGCCCUUUACAUCCUCAGCAAAAAGAGAUUUAAUUGAUUCAUCCUCAGAGGCUUCCAUUUUCAUGAGAGGGGCUCGUGUGUUGGCAAGGAGAGAAGCUGAUGGCCAUUACUACCUGGGCCACAUUGCCCAAGAGGUCAAGGGCUCCAGGGAGCGCUUUUUAAUUGAGUUUGACAAAAGUCACACUCUGAAAAGGAAGCUACAGCUUCGCAUGCAGGAAACGCCUCUCUACGACAUUCUCCACUAUGAAGAUGCCAGGCAACAGCCUCUUGCUCCAGGAGACAGGGUCUUGGCACCAUGGGAGGCUAAAGCUGAACGUUUUGGCCCGGCCACCGUGCUGAAGGUUGUGGAGAACAAGGAGGCACGUUUAGCACACAGCAGAAGGCAAGUGCUUGUGACUUUCUGGAAUGGGCAAACUAAGGAGGUGUCUUCUGAGCAAGCUCUGCGGAUCCCUCUGCCCUUAAGCGAACGCAUCAUCCUAGAACUGCAGAUGCCUUUAGCAGCCAGGCAGAUGGUGGUAGGUUCAAGCAGGGAUUACCCAUACAUCGUGACACCGGGUUACAGAGCCUCAGGCCAUUACAGCGGUAGCUGCACCUCCCUUCCCCAUUGCUGCCUUGCAGCCUGGGAACCCACAGGGCCUACAGGGUGCAAAGUGCAGCAGGAAGAUGCCUUCGUCCCAGGAGCAAGCUUGAUCAAAGGAAAGCUCAGCAAGAAAGUAGAAGAGCAACUGUCUGAAGUGAGGAUUUCACCUUCAGAAAAUAUUUCCACAGAGGAAGAGGAAAAGACAGAUAACACAUUGAGGACAGAAAUUGUUCCAAAAGACAUUCAGUCUUGUUUGGAAGAGGACAAUGAGGUUAUAGAGCUUGAGAAGAGUCCUCAGAGGGAGAUGGCUCACGCUAUGGUUGAUACGGCUGUCAACACAGACAGCUGGUUAAUGGAGACAAUCCGCAAGGAAGCAGACAGCAGACAGCAGGACACUGAAACUGAAGGUCUUUUUGAGACUAGAGUGGCAGAAGCUCCAAUCCAGCAUUCCCAAAGGAACCCUUCCCUGGGAACCAAUGCUUUGGUUCCUUUCAGGCACCAAAGUUUCUUUGACCAAGUGAAUCAAUCACUAGAGAAAGACAGCCUGACCAUCAAAUCAGCUCUGCGUGUACCGAGACCAUGCACAAAGGCUAGGAGAUGCACAAAUGUUCUAAAAGACAAAAGCAUUACAAAAUCAAUCCUUCAUGGUGCAUCUCAGGAGACACGGAAAGAGAUGGACUUCAACAGAGCCAAGAUUGAGCACAAAAGGUGGCAAGAGGAACAGAGGCAGCUGAAGAGGGAGCAGCAGCAAGAGGCAGACGUCAUCCAACGCCAGCUGUGCAGGGACAGACAGAGGCAGCGAUUGCAUGAGAGGGCAUCGCAAGAGCUGGAGAAACAGCUGGAGCGCAAAGACAGAGCUUUGCAGCACAUGGCACAGCUCCAGGCUGCUGGGGCAGAGAGGAGCAGGAAAGAGUACCUCUUGCUAGAGGAGGAGAAGAGGAAGGCAAGUCAGAAGCUGCAGUUUUUAAAGACACAGCGUUUGCAGAGAGAGGAGUUGCAGGCAGAACGCAAUGGAAGGAGUCUUGAACAAGAGAGAGAAAGACUGGUUUUUCUCAGGAGCAGAAUGCAGUCACGGCAAGAAAUGUUGGAACAAGAAUCACAGGAGCUGGACAGGCAGCGAAAACAGCAUGAGGCUGCCAAAGGGAGAGUGUUCCAGAGCAGAGACCAUUCACACCAGAAGAAAGAAAAAGAAGCCCAAAAACUCUGUGACCUCCAGCAGUACCUCAGAGAACAGAAUCUUUUGAUGCUCCGGGCAUCACUGCUAGCAUAAGGAAGCUGCAGAGCGGGUGAGCAGGCCCUUGAGCACCUCACAGACCUGCUCUGUAUCUUGUAGGUGUCAGCCAGUGUGCUGGAGCUUGGGUGCUUGAGUGCAGUUGUGACAAGUGGAAUUAUGAUUGCUGGAGAAGUUUUUAAUCUCUCUUCCCCUGCAGCCACCAGCAUGCAUUUUCAGUGCUUCAUCCUUUACGUGCCUUUCUUUCUGGAGUUACUAUUCUAGUCCUGCUCUGUCAAGUGAAGUGGUGAAAGCACAGACGCAGGUUACGUCCUGCUAGUACAAGCCUGCAGGGAAAUCAAAUACGGACCUGAAAAGGCUUUUGCUUCUGAAUUCUGGGGACUUUCUGUCCUGCUGUGUUUCUUCCAGACCAGUGCCAGAAGAGCACAUUUUUUCUGAAUGGCCAGCAGUUUCUUAGCACUAAGUCUCAGACUGCAUUCCUCAGAGAUAAUUGAAGCUGUACCUUCAGCUUUGCCCAAAAAGACAGUCUCUCAUCCUGAUGUUUACAAACUAUUCUAAAGCCUUAACAGCUUUAAAAGGGAUAUUUUUAACUUUAGGAUCCAUAAUAGCCAUGAACCAUCCUGAGAUUUUUGUUUAAAAGAACGGGAAAAGGAAAGCUGAACCUAAAUAUAAGGUGAAGGCUUUGGCAUUUUGUUUAAGUUAAGACCUGCAAGACUUCUAACUUGUUACUCAUACCACAGAGCACUGGGCUGGUACCUCUGCCCCCGCAGUGGGGUAGAAAAGGGAGGGGGCACACACACUACUGAGGGAACGUGGGUGCUAGCAGCACAUUGAGGUUUUUGUUAAUGUAAAGUUUGGGAGUGUCUUGCUUUUUUUUUCUUUUCUGAGUUCUCAUGUGCUAGUUAAGACAAGAGCGUUAUGAAUUUAAGUCUAAUUAGACUUAGAGAAACAAGCCUAAAACUUAAAAUUAAACUCUACUGCUGCUUUUAUCUUUAGGCAUUUGGUAAUGGAAUAUGUAAUGAUUAAAGGAAAGUACAUGAAAUAUA